Molecule: messenger RNA, 648 nt
Organism: Mucor velutinosus
Lineage: Eukaryota; Fungi; Mucoromycota; Mucoromycetes; Mucorales; Mucoraceae
Gene: CSF1
Product: Macrophage colony-stimulating factor 1 receptor
Exons: 3
Coding region: 1-648 (215 amino acids)
Biological process (GO): regulation of translational initiation
Cellular component (GO): cytoplasm; eukaryotic translation initiation factor 3 complex
Molecular function (GO): ribosome binding; translation initiation factor activity
Source: RefSeq, a predicted model, not a curated record
AUGGCUCCUGUUCAACGUCCCGAUAACAUUGCCACCAUGAUCAAUGGUGUUGAACGCUACAACCCCGAGAAUAUCAACGUUCUUGAAGAAUACUUGUCAAAGCAAUGUGAAUCUGGUGAAUACGAUUUGGAGGCCAACUUGGCUAUCCUCAAGCUCUACCAAUUCAACCCUGCUUUAGCAAAGGAGCCUGUUAUUGUAAAGAUCCUUGUCAAGGCUUUGACUGCUAUCCCUGCUCCUGAUUUCAAUCUUUGCCUCUAUCUCUUGGCCGAACACUCUCAUCUCGAGUCUAUUGAAAAGUUGACUGAAUUACAACAACUCUUGGAACAAGCUCGUUAUGCCAAGUUUUGGCAAUCCGAUCUCAAGCCAUGGACAGCCGUUGUCCCCAAUUUUGAGACAGAGAUUCGUCUUGUCAUUGCUCGUGUUAUGGCCAUGUCCUAUCAAACCAUCAAUGCUGCUUCAUUGGCUGCUAACCUCGGCUUGACUGGCGACGCGUUUGACAAGUUUUGUCAAGGUCAACAAUGGCAAAAGUCUGGUGAUUUGGUUCAAAUCCCUAUCAACAAGGAUAAUGAAGCCAAGACUGUUGUUAUUAGAGAGAACAUCAAGUUUGAACAAUUGACAAAGGUCAUUGGUUAUUCCAACGAAAUGUAG